Aaosphaeria arxii CBS 175.79 is the source of this 1109-nucleotide messenger RNA. Its product is annotated as short-chain dehydrogenase/reductase-like protein SDR. NCBI's taxonomy places the organism in Eukaryota, Fungi, Ascomycota, Dothideomycetes, Pleosporales. The transcript is spliced from 3 exons. The record is from RefSeq and is a predicted model, not a curated record. Bases 143 to 1021 code for a protein of 292 amino acids.
ACUCCGCAUUGUCCUAGAGAAAUGAUAUCUAGAGCUCGGUAGUACAAUCUUCCACUUGACUUCUAUUUGUCCUUUAAACAGACCGUUCUAGUUCAAUCAUAUCGUCGGCGACGCAGUACAAUACAUAGUAACUUUCUUUACAAUGUCUACUUCAAAACGUAUUGAUCAGAUUGCUGGCCAUCUCAACUACCCCAAGGGUAUGUUGGCUGGCCAGGUCGCUAUUAUCACUGGUUCGGGACAGGGUAUCGGUGCUGAGGCAGCCAGACUCUUUGCUAAUGAGGGUGCAAAGGUCGUGGUGGCUGAUGUUGAUGCCAAGAAGGCCGAGGAUGUUGCUCAGAAGAUCAACGAGUCCGGUGGCUCUGCGAUUGCUGUUGCAGGCGACGUGCUUAAUGAUGACUACAUCAAAGAGCUCAUCAAGAAGGCUGCUGAAUUCGGCAACGGCAAGAUUCACAUCAUUGUAAAUAACGCUGGGUACACAUGGGAUGGCGUCAUCCACAAGAUGACCGACAAGCAAUGGCAUACCAUUGUCGACCUCCACGGCACUGCACCUUUCAAGAUUGUCCGCGCCGCCGCGCCUUACUUCCGUGUCAAGGAUGGCGAGCCCAGGAACAUUAUCAACAUCUCCUCAACCUCUGGGUUGCAUGGAAAUGCUGGCCAAAUCAACUAUGCUCUGGCCAAAGCAGGUGUGACUGGUGUCACCAAGACCAUUGCCAAAGAAUGGGGUCCUCAGUUUGGCGUUCGUGCUAACACAAUCGCUUUCGGUCAUAUUCUAACUCGUCUUACGCAAGCGAAGGAGGAGGGCGCAUUCGUCGUAACACCCGACGGUGAGAAGGUCGCGUUAGGAAUACCAGGAGCCCAGAAGGCAAGUGGACCUGGUGCUGGACAGCAACAUCUUGAUAUUCCUUUGAGACGACCGGGAUUGCCCUCGGAGGCUGCCAGUGCGAUCCUCGCAGUCGCAAGUCCAUUGUUCAGCUAUGUGAAUGGGCAGACCAUUAGUGUAACGGGUGGAAGGAAUAUGUAGAGAUCUGGUCUCGGAAUCGUAUUUUCGCGGUGAUAUUGCAUAGCUGAAAAUGAAGCACUGCGCUUUGGUGUCUGUAUAUAAAUAAAUU